GUAAUGCGCCUUUAACGUUAGUUGCCACCCGCCAUUAACAACAACAAGAAGAAGAAGAAGAUGCGCGUGGUUUCCUCUGAAGAUAACUAGCUUCAAUUCCACUGAUCCAACUAAACACUUCCACACGAUGUCCUCUAAAGGCCGAGACAACGAGGACAGCUUUGAAUGGCAGUCUGCACUCAAGGAGGAACUAAACAAGAAGAUCAAGGAGCAGAAGGUUGUGGUGGACGAGCUCUCCAACCUGAAGAAGAACCGGAACGUUUACAUCCAACAGAGGAACAGUAACAUUUUCUUCUUGGCAGACAGAGCUCAGACACUGGGUUCAUGCAAAAAGGAACUGGAUAAUAUGAAAAAGGAGCUGCAGGACAUGUGAGACUGAUCGUCAUCUCAACCAUGUGUGGCAUCUUUUGUCUGCUGAGUCUGUCACCUGCUCACUUUGAGUGGGACAAAACAGUUUAUGAACAUUUGAAGAGAA
This is a messenger RNA of Hippoglossus stenolepis (Pacific halibut), 475 nucleotides long. Its product is annotated as ASNSD1 upstream open reading frame protein. The record is from RefSeq and is a predicted model, not a curated record. The transcript is spliced from 4 exons. The coding region runs from base 128 to 373 and encodes 81 amino acids. NCBI's taxonomy places the organism in Eukaryota, Metazoa, Chordata, Actinopteri, Pleuronectiformes, Pleuronectidae.